Coturnix japonica (Japanese quail) is the source of this 2695-nucleotide messenger RNA. Lineage: Eukaryota; Metazoa; Chordata; Aves; Galliformes; Phasianidae. The record is from RefSeq and is a predicted model, not a curated record.
GGCUGCACUGCCACGUUGCCAUGAAAGCAACACUUGAUAAUUCUUUGCAAGCUUGCAGACCUAUGUAGGGAACUGAUUUCUUAGCCAUGAAAGCGGUAUGUGACCUAGAGAAUUUUCUCGUUUCCUCCUCAGGAGUUUACUCUGCAUGUCUGCAUUGCUGAGGAAGAUUCCCGACAGCAUCCCUCAAGACAUUAGAAAAAUUAGAAUAGAAAACUCACACCUAACAGAAUUGCCUCGCGGGUCAUUUGCGAACAUUAGUGCCUUGGAGUAUCUCUGGCUCAAUUUCAACAACAUCACGGUGAUGCACAUGAAGAGCCUGGAGUACCUGCCUGCUCUGAAGGAGCUGCGUUUGCAAGGGAACAAAUUAAGUUCAGUGCCAUGGACAGCAUUUCAAGACACCCCAGCUCUGAAAAUUCUGGACCUGAAGCACAACCGGCUGGAUGUCCUUCCAGAACAUGCGCUCCGCUAUCUGUCCAACCUGACCUAUUUAGAUCUAUCCUCAAAUCAGCUUACUGUCAUAUCCAGGGAUGUCUUCUACAGCUGGCCUAUCUACCAGAGAAGCCAGAGGGCGGCAGGGCAGGGAGAAGCUAUUUCCAAUGUUGUUCUGGCCCUCCAUGACAACCCGUGGAUUUGUGACUGCCGCCUGAGGGGAUUUGUCCAGUUUAUCAAGUCAGUUGGCCCUCCUAUUAUUCUGAUGAAUUCUUAUUUAACUUGCUCAAGCCCGAAAUUCAGGGCAGGGAAGUUUUUUCAUGAAGUGGAGCUCAACAGCUGCAUGAAGCCGCAGACUUCAGCCCUUGACACCAACCUGACAGUCCCAGUGGGGCUGAACAUCACCCUGAGCUGCUUUGUGCAAGCCAGCCCUGCCCCGGCUGUCUGGUGGACCUAUGCACUCAAACUUCUAAGGGCAUUUAAUGGUAAGCAAAGCAAAACUUUUUUGUUUGUGAUUUCCACUCAGCCCAUCAGUGAGGAGACUGUCCGCUCUGACCUGGUGAUCCCAGCCGUACGACCUGCAGAUGCAGGCAACUACACCUGCACAGCCGCCAACUUCUUGGGCAACGCCUCAGUGGCUAUCAUGCUCCACGUGGGUACCCCACCAGCCUUUGCCACACAGCCAGGCUGGGCCGCUGCCGCCCCUGUUGAGCCAGGCUCCCAUGUGGAGGUGCGUAUUGCCAAGCAAACAGUCUAUGGCAUCACUCUGGAGUGGUUUGCAGCGGCGGCAGUGGCAGAGCCAGGGGAGAUCUGGUACACGCUGCUGGUGGGCCGCUACGACACUGCACAGAAGGACGCCAUCUAUAUUGGCCCAGGUGUCAACACUUAUUCUGUGACCGACCUGCUGCCCGCCACCAAGUAUGAAGUCUGCGUGGCUGUCCGCAACCAAGCACCCCGCAAGGGCCAGUGUGUCGUCUUUGUAACAGGCAGUGACGUCAGCCAGAUGGAGCAGCGCGAGAAGCUCAUCCACAUUGUUGUCAUCGUCUGCGCCAUGGUGUUGGCUGUGCCUGCCGGCAUGUACGCCUGCACUGCCGAGGCCCGUCCUGGCUGCCUGGCCCGCUGCCCCGCUGCCUGGCCCCGCCGCCGCCGUGCAGACAAGCCACCGGGUGCUGGCAGCAAGGAGAGCACACUGGACAGCCUGCCUGGUGGCAGUCAGGAUGGACUCUGCCGUCCUGAUGUUGGUCGUGGUGCCCGGCGGCCCCCAGCACGAGAGGAGCCCGAGCGCCCUGGCAAGACCCGGCUUCCCCACCGGAACAGCGCUGACCUCUAUUAGCACAGCCCCCGCCCCAACCAUCCCUGUGGCUGCAUGGUCUGGUGAAUGGUCUCCAUCCUGCUGGCUUUCUUGAGAAGGAGCAGUGAAAAUCCACAGAUGGCACAGAUGUGGGGCAAGAUGGAGCAUACAGCCAGGAUCUCCAUUGGGCUCAAUGUCCCAGGACUAUGGGGCAUGCACCCCAGGCUGCCCAGCACUGCUACGGAGCUACAUGCAUUGGCACACACACACAUUGAAAUGCACUCUAUCAACCCAACAAACUACAUAGCAAAAAGUAUUUUGCAGUCACUUCUUCAGAAAUGUUUUAAAGCCACAGUGUGACUGCUUUAAUCUGUCAUGCAAAGAAAAAAACGUUAAGCAAAUCACAGACCCAACAGCUCAGUAGAAGCGCGUGCAGUGACAGGCCAGAGCUGCCUGCUCUUCUCCAAAUAAACAUCUUUUUUUUUUUGUUUCUUUCUUUUAAGUAUUUUUGUUAUUGUUUCCUUACUUUUCCCACCCAGGUCCUGGUGUGGACUUCUGAUGGCUGCCAAGUGGAAAAGUAAGAAGGUGCUGGUGUGGUUUGGGGGGUGCUUUUUUGUGUGUUUUGAGUUUACCUUUGUUUAUUUUCUUACUCAUAAGAACCAGCAUAAUGUGGCAGCAGUGCAGGCUUUUACUUGUUUUCUGGUGGGAAUGUUGUAUGUAAUGUGGAGGGCAGGAACAUUUACUUGUGUCUAAAACAUGAGUAGUAGAUGAGCAGUUUAGUUUCCUGCAUAACCAUUCUUUUACAUAACAAAACCCUGCAUAUCUAAUGCUAUUUGUUACACGUGUGGUGUGAAUUAAGCUAAGCUUCCUCUGUGUAUGUUCUGUGCUGUCCAAAUUCAGGCCCCAUUUCCCUCUGCAGCACCUCUACCUUCACGGAUCCUAUACACGGAUGUGCUGUGUCAAUGCUGACUUUUG